UCAUGGACCUUGCAUUAUACAAACGCCCCCAAACAACGCCAGCCUUCAGGCCCAACCACAAGAUUCUUUGUGAAACUGGCGCUCGAGAUAAGAAGCGAGGUACUUCCUCUUCUGUGAGCGCUGAGAAGGCCUCCAAAAGGGUGAGGGGCAAGGGCUGCGCAUCUUCAGGGAACGCUUAUCGAGAAGGAUUCUCAGAUUGUUCUUCCUGCUGUCUCAGCGUUAUGAGAAUAAAAUGUUUGUCCCUGCUACUGGCUCUCAGCAUCCUGUUGGCUGUGUCAGGAUCAGAAGCACAAAAUUCUGGAGCUCACUGCCCUCCAUGCCCUGCAGAUGCCCUCUGCCACAACCGCACCCACUGUGUCUGUAUGGAUGGAUUCCAGUCUCGUUCUGGGAGGAAAUACUUCACUGGGACCAAGGACAAAUGUGAAGAUAUCGAUGAGUGUAAGACCGGGCAGGCAAAGUGCAAGGACAAGUCAUUCUGUAAAAACAGAAUUGGAAGCUACAUCUGCAGCUGUCUGAUCAGUCGUCUGCUCUUCUGGGCAGCUCGUUUCAUUGACAUGGAUCGUCCAGAAUGUUAUGAGAAUCCAGCACAGAAGACACCACCACAAGAGAAUGUUUGGGAACUUCUAGCAGAAAAUGUGAGCAAAAAGGAAAUUGCAAGAUGGGCUACCAAACUACUGCAUCAUGUGGAAAUGACUAUAUGGAAUCAGAGUUUUGCUUCUCCAGGAAAGGGCAAUAACACUGAACUUAACAUAGUCUAUGAAACCAAGAAGUGUCAUGAGAAGACCUUUCUGGAAGCUGGCAAUAACACCAUGAGUAUCAACUGUGCUGAUGCUUUCAAAGGAGCCAGAGAAGCUGUGAGCACAGUUGCUCUUAUCACGUAUCAGUCUCUUGGGAAUACUCUGAACGGAUCCUUUUUUAAUAAUUCAAGAGGAAAGCGAGGGGUAAAGCUGAACUCUCGUGUUGUGAGUGGCACAGUUGGUUUGCAAGACAAGGUUUACCUGUCUGAACCCGUGUCCCUGACUUUUCAACAUACUCAGCCUGGAGUUGAGAAUGCUCAGCACUUCUGUGUCUUCUGGGAAGGAUCAGAGGAAGGGGGCAGCUGGUCAACAGAGGGCUGCCUUCACGUGGGCAGCAGUGAUUCUUACACCACGUGCAAGUGCCACCACCUGUCCAGCUUUGCUGUCCUCAUGGCCCUGAGCCCCAAGGAGGACCCCGUGCUGAAGGCGAUCACCUACGGGGGGCUGAGCCUCUCUCUGCUGUGCCUCGUGCUAGCGGCCCUCACCUUCGUCCUGUGCCGACCCAUCCAGAACACCGGCACCACCUUGCACCUGCACCUCGCUCUCUGCCUCCUCCUGGCCCACUGCGUCUUCCUCAUUGGCAUCAAAAGAACAGAGCCUCAGAUCCUGUGCUCCGUCACUGCAGGGCUGCUGCACUACCUCUACCUGGCCGCCUUCACCUGGAUGCUCCUGGAGGGGCUGCACCUCUUCCUCACUGUCCGGAACCUCAAGGUGGCCAACUACACCAGCGCAAGCAGACUCCAGAAGCGGUUCAUGUACCCUCUGGGCUACGGCAUCCCAGCUGCGAUUGUCACUGUGUGCGCGAUAGUCGGACACAAAAAUUAUGGAACAAGUACUCACUGCUGGCUCAGAGUCGAUAAAGGAUUCCUCUGGGGCUUCCUGGGCCCGGUGGCAGUCAUCAUCUCGAUAAACUUUGUGUUCUAUUUCCAAGUUCUGUGGAUUCUGAGAAGCAAACUUUCCUCCCUCAAUAAAGAAGUCUCUACCAUUCAGGACACCAGAGUCAUGACAUUCAAAGCCAUUGCUCAGUUCUUCCUCCUGGGCUGUUCUUGGGGGCUUGGAUUUUUCCUGGUUGAAGGAGUAGGGGAGACAGUUGGAUCCGUCAUCGCCUACUUAUUCACCAUCAUCAAUGUCCUGCAGGGGGUUCUGCUCUUUGUGGUGCACUGUCUUCUGAAUCACCAGGUGCGAAUGGAAUACAAGAAGUGGUUUGGUGGGGUGUGGAAAGGUGUCGGCACCGACAGUGCCGAUAUGUCUCGCUCUACUACCCACACCAAGAUGUAGGCAGCAAGGAGAUCAUCAGAAUGUGCUCACGGAAGAGCCCUUACGUCACCCAGCUCCUGACCCGCCUCCGCGCCUCAGCCAAGGACGAGGACUGAAAGCUGACCUGGGCCUCAGCGCUGCCCCCCUGUGGUCAUGUACGGAGUGGACCGUCACUCUUGGGUCUUUCCUGUGAACCAUAAAGACCUGUCCACUUCGGCUAUUUUAAAAAUAACUUCAUUAUUAUUAUUAACACACAUUAAUUGUAAAAAUUACUGAGCUUUACUGUGACAUUUCCAUACAUCUAUGUAUCGUGCUUCGACCCUUUUAACCACCCCUUCUACGCGCUCCUGUCUUCCCUUCCCUUCUCCUUUCCCAAGGACGUCUUCCCGCUUCCUAACUGUCCCUCUUCCAUUUUCAGAUCAUAUUUAUUUUCCUGUCUCCACACAGGAGCAAGGUCAUGUGAUGCUUGCCGUUGUAUAUCGGGCUUAUUUUGCUUACUAUAACGUCCUUCAGUUCUAUCAAUGUUCCUGCAAAUGACAUGAUUUAUUCCUUUAUGAGUGAUAUUUGCUUUGUCCAUUUAUCCGUUGAUGAGUACCUAGGCGGAAUUCAUAUAUUGAUUAUUGUGAAUAGUGCUGCAAUAAAUGCGGAUGUA
Molecule: messenger RNA, 2706 nt
Organism: Chinchilla lanigera (long-tailed chinchilla)
Lineage: Eukaryota; Metazoa; Chordata; Mammalia; Rodentia; Chinchillidae
Gene: Adgre3
Product: adhesion G protein-coupled receptor E3
Exons: 17
Coding region: 3-2075 (690 amino acids)
Biological process (GO): cell surface receptor signaling pathway; adenylate cyclase-activating G protein-coupled receptor signaling pathway
Cellular component (GO): membrane
Molecular function (GO): calcium ion binding; G protein-coupled receptor activity
Source: RefSeq, a predicted model, not a curated record